CAGGCCGUCCACAGCAGCACGCGCGCCACGCCGAUAGAGUCAGAUCCUGCUGCCGUCAGUCCCGCGCCCGGGACGGCCGCCUCGGCGACGCUCGCCCGCAACGCCACGAACCUGCGCGACACGCUCGACGCCCUGGCCGCGACGCGCGCCGGGGCCCUGGCCGCGGGACGUCGGAACGCCGAACUCGCGCAGGAGGUGCUGCGUCUCGCCGAGGAGGCGGCGAGGCGGCGAGACGGCGGCAGCGAGCCUCAGGGGGGCGGUGGCGAAGACGACGAGGCGAGGCGGGAGAUGCAGCUGCUAAGGGCCGGCCUCAAGGCGAGCAGGCAGAAGUGGAAGGUCAUGAAGGGCACGGCAAGUGCGAUUGUGGUCGGGAGCGGCGUCGACUGGGUUGGCGAUGAGGGCCUGAGGUGGAUGGUGCUCGAUCCCGAGGGGGAGGACAUGUGA
Molecule: messenger RNA, 444 nt
Organism: Verticillium alfalfae VaMs.102
Lineage: Eukaryota; Fungi; Ascomycota; Sordariomycetes; Glomerellales; Plectosphaerellaceae
Exons: 1
Biological process (GO): kinetochore assembly
Cellular component (GO): kinetochore
Source: RefSeq, a predicted model, not a curated record